Pecten maximus is the source of this 8078-nucleotide messenger RNA. Its product is annotated as PR domain zinc finger protein 4-like. The record is from RefSeq and is a predicted model, not a curated record. The transcript has 13 exons. Gene Ontology annotation, cellular component: nucleus. The coding region runs from base 167 to 2815 and encodes 882 amino acids. NCBI's taxonomy places the organism in Eukaryota, Metazoa, Mollusca, Bivalvia, Pectinida, Pectinidae. Gene Ontology annotation, molecular function: protein binding.
AGAUUUCACGACGAAGAGACUGGCCAACUUGACUACGUGCAUCACGCACGUGCACAGGGCUAUCUACAGAGGCGCAGCUACCCAGAGUUUACAUUGUUUCAUCAAAUGAAGUGGCAAAGUUGGUAGACGUUGCAGUGUAGCUGUUCUUUAAGAGUUAUCCUUAAAUAUGACUACACCGAAUUCAGAAUCAAAUUCACAGGACAUGUCGGCCCAGGGAGGUCAGAUUUCUGCCCCGCUGACUCUGCCACAGGGAAUGGGACUCCAGACCAUGCCAAUAAUGUUGUCAGUUAGCCUUCCUGAAAAGGACAUGGAAAAUAACAAAUUGGGUGUGUUGCCUCCUGUACUUCAAUUGAUCCAACAAAGUGGAUUACAAACCCUGUCACAGAUCUUCCCACAAGUUGCACCACCCCUAACUAACUCCUCCCAGGCUACCCCAAUCCAAGACUAUACCACAUCUAGUCCAGCCCAUCCCAAUGUAGCAACUGGCUCACCAGACACAUCACUUAAACCGUCCGCCAGACCUUCAUUGGAUUUGUCAUCUGUUCUCAAACUACAAAAUUCAAGUGAAUUAGUGUCGAUUCAGAACCGAUUAUCGCUGGCAAACACCUCAAUUAAUAGUCUUGCUAAUUUAGUUCAGGAAUCAACAAACUCUCAGGUGCUACAUUCCACUCAAACUCUGAAUAAUUCCUCAGAAGAGGGCAGUGGUAAUAGACAGUCUGAUGUUGUUCAUCCAUCACUUCCGUCCUCCCAGGCACCAGCAGCUCUACAAAACAUGUCUGUGCCAGAUGCAAUAGCAGUUCAUCUGGGCAGUGGAGAGUUUACCAGGUCAGAUCUUAUAAGCCCACAUCUUGAGGCCCUAGUGUCUAAUGCUACGUUCAUCCAACAAUGUGCUAAUCAGGACCUAGCAAGUGGUCAAUAUUUGACCAAUCAGGCCUCCCAGUUGACAAGCCACCAGCCAGCGAAUACUCUUCAGACACACGGCCAACAUGCAGGAGAACCGCUUCUGUCUGUGGGCAAUCAGUGCCAACUGGCUUCUGACCUACAGAGCACAUCGUUGCAGUCCAACAUCCCGAGCCAGAUGUUGUGUACAAGCACAGCAUUAGGACAUCAAACUGACGGAACAGAGCUGUCCUCUCAACACCAGGAGGCACCACAGUUAACUCAACAUCACAUAGAAGACAUAAGUCUCACUCAACAAAAAUGUAAUGAUGUAACCAUUGGUAAUGAGAUGACUGUAGUUGGCUACAACCCUCAGGAUUACUUACAAAUGCAGACAAGCCUGGCAACGGCAGCUUAUAUACCUUUACGAGAGGAACUAUCAAAUCAGGAUCCUUCCACAGUGGCAGCCAGCUUGGCCAGUCAGAUUGAGGCCAUCUCCAGUGCUAUAACCAAUCAGAGUGGGCUCAUACAACUACCAACCACAGGACCCAACCCACAAUGCCCCAGUCAUCUGGUUGAUCUGGUGUUGAAACUAGCUGGAAAGCGGGAUGCAAACAUACCUCAUGAAACUACUGCUGUGACGGUCAGCAUCCCAGUGGAGCCUGUGACAGGGGCUGGUCUGGCGAUACCAGAAGUUUUUGUAUCCUUCUGUGUGGGAUGUGAUUCUGCAUCAGAGACGACCCCAUGUCUGGUCCAUGACACGGAGUACAGUGCCAUUGUGGACAGUCCCAUACCAAGCAAAGCUCGGGCUUCUCUCCCAACCUGUCUCUGUCUGAAGUCUUCAGAGACAAUACUACAGAAUGUUACAGGUGUGUGGGCAAAAGUGAAGCUCAAAGCUAAAAGCAAAUUUGGACCUUUGGUGGGAAAAAUAAGUUCCUCUGCUCCUGGCGAGUCAAAACUUGGUUCUCUUCCAGAGUUUAAGGUCAUCUACAGUAACAAGGUGGAUCAAUAUGAUUUGGAGGAUGAGCAGGAAUGUAACUGGCUCAAAUUCGUACAGAUGGCACGAACUGAGGCAGCCCAGAACAUGGUUGUCACACAAUUGGGGUCCGAGAUCUUCUUCUUUACCACAAAAGAGGUGUAUCCUGGGGAGGAACUAUUCUUCUGGUACUCCAAGGACUAUGCUCGCUUUCUAGGAGUACCUGUCAGUCCAGAAACAAAGAAGAUAAAAACAUGUUAUGUGUGUGGUAAGGUGUUCGUUGGACGUCUAAACCUGAGGGCUCACCAGAAACUUCUACAUGCAGAUGUGGUGAAAAGGAAGUGGAAUUGUAACAUGUGUGAGCAGGGAUUCACAUCCUCAGCCAAGCUCAAUGACCACAUGAACAUUCAUAUGGGGAUCAAGCCACACACGUGUCAGAUCUGUGGGAAACGGUUCACAGACCAAAGUAACCUCAGACAACAUUUGCUGACUCACAGUAAUGUGAAGAGGUUUUCUUGUACUCAGUGUGGUAAUCAGUUCCGUCAGAAGAUCCAUCUUCAGACACACAUGUUGACACAUACAGGAGAGAAAAAUCUGCAGUGUAGCUUCUGCGUAAAGAAGUUUGCACGUGAAUCAGACCGAAAACAGCAUCAGUAUCAACACACGAAGGAAAAGAUUUAUCAAUGUAUGGACUGCAACAAAAUAUUCUACAAACUUCAGAACUACAAACGACAUGCACUGAUGCAUACAGGGGAAAAAAAUCAUGCAUGUCCCAAGUGUCAGAAACGAUUCUACACCAAAUACCAUUUACAGCGUCAUUCUAAAAUCUGCAAAGGAGCUACAACGAAAAUCUAUCUCAACAAACACGAGAAAAAUCUCAAUUUAGAAGAAAUAGCUAAUGAACUGACAGCAGGUCCCUCUGCAUCCAGGACUCUGGGGAACAGUACUGCUACUUCAUAAACGUCUUCUUCCGAAAGCCAAUGUGUUAUAAUUUCGUAUGUAUGUGUUCUUUAAUUAUGGAAGAUCCUGCAUCUUAAUCCUGAAUCCUGCAUCUAAGAAGUCUGCCACUUUGUCCAAAUCUCUCCUACUUAAACAACAGAUUUCUGUGCCUUCUACAUCAAGCUACUCAACACCAAAAGGAAAAUGUACUUGAUAUCAUGAUUGAUAUUGCUGAGCUGUCAUGCGUAUCCAGGACAACCCUCCAUGUCUACUAAACAGCAGUUUAUCUGAUGGUAUAAUCAACUCCAGAUUUUGAAGAAGAUAAGCUGAAAAACAGAACAAGCAGAGACUACGAACAAAGACUGAAGUUUAGCUGUGAAAUUCCAGCAGAACAACAUUAAGUGUUCCAGUGGAACAAAGACAGGAAGUGUUAUGUAGAUCAACAGCGCGAUGGAAGUGAAAAGAACUGAAAUUAAUUGAAUGCAAGAAAAUAAGACAAGGAACACACAGGAAAGUAAAGCAUGCUUUUCUUUACCAGUCCUCUCGGCAGAACAUGUUUGUUUUGCUAAUUGUUUAUGUAAAACAAAAAGUUAUUUAUUCAUGUUAAGUUUUUUAUUUUGCUGAACCAAAUUUUUUUAGAUAAUUUUAGUAUGUGAUUUAUGUUAAUAACAGAUACAUUUUUGGUAAAACAAUGGAAAUGAAUAAUAGAUAAACAGUUGUAACAUGGAUCAGCAAAAUAAAGACUCAACAUUUUUUUGUAAAAAAAAGCAAGUUUUGUAUAAAUAAACAAAACUUGAUAGCGGAGUCUAGCUGUUCAUCACCAUAUCUGCUUAACAUGCCAUCACAAAUCUAGCAUUUUUAAUGUUUUUGACCAUUAGAAAUAAACCUGUAUGUUUCAAGUAUCGAGAUGAUUUUCUAUAAGUAUAACUAUCUAUUGUGAAAUGUAUCUGAAAACAAUUAAAAAAAUUGUGUGAAUGAACCAUUUAAGGCUUAAGGCUUUGAACAGCUGGACCAGCUCAUUUCAAGGACACAUCUUACCAAGGGUUUAUACAGUCUAAUUGUGCAGGAAUGUUGAAAAAUAACCAUAGAAAAAUCUCGUUCUGUGUUUUGCUAACACUUUUUUUUUGAACUAAAGUAUCAAAAAAAGUUAACAUUUAAAGUUUUAUGAAAAAGUUACCUUCACUCUUCAGUAGAAGACUUUGUAAAGAAAAUCAUAUACUUUGCUGUUUACCACAGAACUUUUUCGUUUUUUUUUGCAUUAAAAAAUUUUUGUCUCGGUUUGUGUAAAUGAAAAUAUCCCAUUCACUAGCAAAGUAGUAUUUACACAAUAAGGAUUAUGUUUUAUUUAACAAAAAUGUGUCUGGCCUUCAGUAAGCUGUGUCCUGAGGUUUUAAUGUAAUCAACUGUAGUUAUUAAAUGAGGAGAAGAAAGCAGAUUAAGAAAAAAGUAUGUGAUAUUUGGUUGAAAGAGAAACUUAUCUGUUUAGAAAAGAAAUGAUAAUGAGUGAAUGAGGUAUGUAAGAUUGUGUCAGGUUGGUGUGUUUGGAUUAUUGUUUAUGAAAAAAUUGGCACUGAACUGAAGCUGCUGAUGUAAGGCUGGGAGUCUGGUAUACUGAGAAGUAUGAUGACCAUCGUUAGAAUCGAACAUCUAUAGCGGAAUAAAUCACACGGUAAGUUCAUCUUUUCCAGCAAAUGUAGUGUUUAUGAAUAUUUAGUAUGCGUUUACUUUAAAUAGUAUGCGUUUACCUAAAAUUUUUAAGGUUAAUGUGUGUGACCCUGUCAUUCUAUUAGUUGGAGAAUUCGUUUCCAAACAAUAGUUUGGGUAGCUUUUCAACUACUCAUGAAGUCUUAUAGACACAUUAUCCAACCAAGAACUGUUUAUUUUGGUGCUUUUCAUAUUAUAUAUGACUUUAGAAAAAGAUUUACCUCAAGUAGUCAGUUUGAACUUUAAAGGUUUAUGAAGAACAUUGGGGAAAAAUUAUCAGUGAAGUCCAAUUUUUAACUUCCAACCCAAUAUUAUGCCAGGUGUUAGUUACCUGGACAUGUGAUAAGUAAUCUAUAUAAGGAUUUUGGAUAUUGUAUACAUGGCGAUUGAGACUUGCAAUACUGUCUGCCCAUUAUACAUCUGGUACUGAGAUAAGUAGUAUAACGCAUCACCUGAUAACAUACAGAAUCCAUUAUUAGGUUAUUUACCUUUCAGGGUAUAGAUUCCCAUCUAUAUGUUUCUCAAUAAGUCGAUUACAAGCAAGGGGUUUGCUUGUUAAACUUGGUCAUUGACACUAGCAUGACAGGGCAUCUACUAACCCAAUAUCUUCAGUCAAAAACACAGCAAAAUUGAAUUUGACACAGAUUUUUGCAUGCCGUGUGUCAAGCUGUCACUUCACAUUAUGACCGUCAGUGUAUAUUGCCCCUACAUAUACCUGUAUCCAGACACCUCUGUGUCAAUUUAGAGUCGCUCAACUGUGACCAGGUCUGGCUGUUACUCACUAAUUGUGGCAUAGGUGUCAGUCACUCCUCUACCAACAUUGUCUAUGUUGUGCUCGGCCAUCAUAUUUUGAUCAUUGAAAUAAAAAAGGUAUAUUUGAUUGCCAUAUCAAAAGACUUAACAUCUACACAAUUUUAUGAUAACUUGCAAUCAAGGCUGUUACUAAUAGAUUGUAAGUAGGCAUAGUCUGAUGCAUAUGAAACAUCCAUUACAGCCAUAUUGUUGAUGAUAACCUGAAUAACCUCACGUUACCUGUGCAGCAACUGCAUUUGACAGGAUGAGGAAGCAUAAAUCAUUGAUGUUAUUUCAUUUGACACUGAAAUAUAAAAAUAGGAUAAGUAUAAUAUGCUGCUGAAUAUUUUUUCCAGAAAGUGAUUUUUCAAAUUGUUAACAAAAUGUUUGCGUAAGACAGCGAGCCUUGAGCCUUACACUAGUUUUAUCAAUGGUCCGAUUUUGUUAUUGGAGAGCGUUUUUGACAUGUUUCGGCUAUAGGGUAUCCAUUAUCAGAACAACUAUCAUUUAUUGUGACGUCUAAGAUACAUAUGUGAACAUCAGAAUUUGAUGAUGUGUGUGAGUACAAAAAAAAAAAAAAAAAUCAGAUGUGUAGAGGAAGUUGACAGUGUGUGAUUAAUCUUUUGAGUUAUAUAUCCAGAUACUGGUAUAAUCUAAUUAUGCUCAGGAGCUUAAAUUAUGACCUAAUAAUAGAUCAACAUUGUUGAAGUAGUAGAUUUAUUGUAACCACAGACAAAUAAGAAUAAUGAUGAUCACAGGAAUAAACAUAGAGGUAACUACGUAUCAUGACCAAUUAAAUGUUAUAAAUGUUGAAUCAGCAAUGGAUAAUAGUUAAUGGAUUGAGUUUACAGUUCAUUAUCAGUUAUUGGAAACAGAUUUUAUAAAAGUUUCUGGCUAAAACGUCCCUAAUUGCUUUUCAGUGGGGUAUGUUUAGGCUGGAUGGUUCCAUUGUAUCCGUAAAGUUGGCAGUUGUAAAAUGUUUCUGAAAAAAAAAAAAAAAAAAUCCAAUAAUAAUUUGCAAAUAGACGAUCCAUAUGGUUAUACAUAAGUAAAAGUAUUAACAUGUUGGCAUUGACCUCUGUUCAGGAUAUCUUUAAUUUCUUUCUCCCUUGUUUCCACAACCAAAUUGGGAGUCAUGAAAUGUAUUUUGAAAGAAAAAAAAAUAUAUAUAUCGGUUGUAAUUGGCAAAUAUAGCCAGUCAAAGUUACACAUCAAAAAGAAAAUUAACAUGUUGGCAAUGUCACUUUGGUGAAGUGACCUCUCUUCAGGAUAUCUUAUAUUUCUUUCUCCCUUGUUUCCACAACCAAUUUGGGAGUUAUGAAAUGUAUUUAAAAAAAAAAUAUAUAUAUAUAUCCAUUGUAAUUGGCAAAAAUAGCCAGCCUAGUUAUACAUAAAAAAAAAUUAACAUGUUGGCAAUGUCACUUUGGUGAAGUGACCUCUCUUCAGGAUAUCUUUAAUUUCUUUCUCCCUUGUUUCCACAACCAAUUUGGGAGUUAUGAAAUGUAUUUUGAAAAAAAAAGAUAAAUAUAUAUCCAUUGUAAUUGGCAAAAAUAGCCAGCCUAGUUAUACAUAAUUUUUUUUUUACAUGUUUGCAAUGUCACUUUGGUGAAGUGACCUCUCUUCAGGAUAUCUUUAAUUUCUUUCUCCCUUGUUUCCACAACCAAUUUGGGAGUUAUGAAAUGUAUUUUUUAAAAAAAGAUCAAUAUAUAUCCAUUGUAAUUGGCAAAAAUAGCCAGCCUAGUUAUACAUAAUUUUUUUUUUACAUGUUGGCAAUGUCACUUUGGUGAAGUGACCUCUUCAGGAUAUCUUUAAUUUCUUUCUCCCUUGUUUCCACAACCAAUUUGGGAGUUAUGAAAUGUAUUUUGAAAAAAAAAAGAUAAAUAUAUAUCCAUUGUAAUUGGCAAAAAUAGCCAGCCUAGUUAUACAUAAUUUUUUUUUUACAUGUUGGCAAUGUCACUUUGGUGAAGUGACCUCUUCAGGAUUUUUUUCUUUUAUUUCUUUCUCCCUUGUUUCCAAAACCAAAUUGGGAGUCAUGAAAUGUAUUUAAAAAAAAAAAUAUAUAUAUAUAUAUUAGUCCAAUUUUCUGGUAGAAAUGCUGGCUUAAGAGAUAUAGAAAGCAUAUUACAAUAUACUAAAUAUAAAUAACACACAAAUUGGUUUGGGUGAACUUCAGACCAUGAUUUAUUUGCAUAAUACAUAAUUAUAACAGAGUAAAAUAACAAUAAGCAAUAUCAUUAUUUUUUGUAGUUAAAACUUAAACUAUGGUCCUCCUACUACACUAAUCACUAUACACUACAAGUUAACAAAUACUAAAACUACACAUAAAUAGAUUUAAUGGUGAAUGAUGAUUUGAGGGUGGGCGGGUGGGAAAUCUCAGGUUAGAGAAAUCCUGCUGCUGAAGCUUUGCUAGAAAAUUCUGAAGUGACCAGCAUGUAGGAGGGGAACAGUCUGCUGACUGUUUCCCCUAUGGGGGUUCACUCUAGCAGGGAAGUGUCCAUCCCAUUGGUCAAACAGAUUACAUAUAACCAAAUUUAGUCAUCUGCUAUUUGAUCAGGGUGAGGCCUGCUUUAUGUAAUGUAUGUGGCCCUGUUCACAGUUGGUGUCCCAGAUGCCAGCUGACCCUUUAUUUACACAACUGUAGCAGUUAAUGUAAAGCAAGCUGGACCCCUACUAGUGAGGGAUCUGGUUACUGGUGUAAUGAGAUCUAGACUCCCUUGUAAUUUUAUGCAGAUAAAAUUGCCCACCACUCAAAGUAUUAAUAACAUAUUAAACUAAAUUAAUAUUCUCA